Molecule: messenger RNA, 893 nt
Organism: Durusdinium trenchii
Lineage: Eukaryota; Dinophyceae; Suessiales; Symbiodiniaceae
Source: the annotation of a GenBank genome assembly
UUUUGCUUGCUCAGCGUCAAGUCUCCGGACCAAAUUCGAAGUGCCCCUACGAGCCUGAAGGCCAUGACGGAUUCCGAGUACUCCUUCUCUUUGACCACCUUUGCUCCAUCGGGAAAGCUUUUGCAGAUCGAGUAUGCCCUCAACCGUGUUGCGGAAGGUCGUCCUGCACUGGGCAUUAAAGCAAAGAAUGGAGUUGUGCUAGCCACUGAGAAGAAAGUCACCAGUCCGCUAGUGGAUGAGAAGACAUUGUCCAAGGUGGAGAACUUGUCCGACAGCGUUGGGAUGGUCUAUGCGGGAAUGCCAGCAGAUUAUCGUGUGCUGCUCCGCAGAGGGCGCAAGGUGGCCCAACAAUACUACACUACUUACCGAGAGCUCAUCCCAGUUUCACAGAUUGUGCGUGAAGAGGCUGCUAUCAUGCAGGAGUUUACGCAGUCAGGUGGUGUGCGCCCCUUUGGGGUUUCAUUGAUGAUUGCUGGCUUUGACGACAGUGGCCCCCAGCUCUUCCAGGUGGACCCAUCAGGCACCUACUUCGGCUGGAAAGCUUCGGCCAUUGGGAAGAACCACGUCAACGCAAAGUCCUUCCUCGAGAAGCGAUACAGUGAGGACAUUGAGCUUGAAGACGCCAUCCAUACAGCCAUUCUGACAUUGAAAGAAGGCUUUGAGGAAGCGAUCACCGCUGACAACAUCGAGAUUGGCAUCGUUGGUACGGACAGGAAGUUUCGUGUCUUGACACCUGCAGAAGUGCAAGAUUACCUUGGAGAAGUGGAGUAGACAAGGAUUCAUGGUGUCUAGUUUCAAACAGGAUUUAGGCACUUUGGCAACGUAUGUGGUGUGUAUGAAGCUUCCAGCUCAUCAUGUGAGGCAGUGAUUGAAAGCCACAGCUUUGGGCUGAA